AUGGCCAUCAUUUUGCUUCACAUGUUCUGGGGCAUUGUUUUCUUUGAUGCCUGUGAGAAGCAGCGGUGGGCGGUGGGAGCCGUUGUCAUCAGUCACCUCUUGGUCUCCUGUCUGCAGCGGGAGCAGCGGGAUAAAGCAUCAGAAAUGGGACACCGCUUCCCAGGGAGGGCAGGGGAGCCCUGUGCAUUUCCUUGCCUGAACGGAGGACAAUGUGUUCAGUCGGAGUCAUGUGACUGCAGCUUGUAUCAGGCUACUGGACACAGAUGUCAGACAGUUCCAAAUUCUGGCUUUGAGAGGGAGAUGACAUGCAGGACGUGGGGUCAGUACAACUUUGAGACCUUUGACGGCCUCUACUACUACCUCCCAGGCCGGUGCACCUAUACUUUACUGAGGGACUGUGAGGAAACCACCCAGGCCAGCAUCGUUGUCCAGGUCCACAACGACCCGGCCUGUACGUCAGACCCCUACACUUGCCAAAGAUCUGUCAGCCUCUUCCUGCCAUGGGAGGGAGAAGUCAGGCUACAUGCCACCAAUGUGACCUUCAAAGGCCAAAGUUUGCAGCUGCCUCAUCACAUCCACGACCUGCAGCUGGAGCAGAUUUCACAGUACGUGCUGGUAACGCAGCAGCACGGCUUCACGCUGGCAUGGGAGGGACGAAGCGGCUCUGUCUACAUCAAGCUCAGUCCAGAGUUUGUGGGCAGAACUUGCGGCUUAUGUGGUAACUUUAAUGCCGACGUCCACGAUGACCUGAAGACGAGCUAUGGCGUGCUGACUCAUGAAAUUGAAAUGUUUGGGAAUAGCUGGGUAGAGACACAUCCACAUGAGGAAAGAUGUCCCAUGGUGCCUUCUGGCUUCCCUUCACCAUGUGCUACAGUCAAAUCUCAUGUUUUACUGAAGGUGGAGGAGGUGUGUGCAAUGCUGCUGGAUCCACCAUUUCAAAGCUGCCAUGACUUUGUCAGUCCGCUGUCCUACAUGGCCAGCUGCUCCAACGACCUCUGCAUGUCGGAUCCCAAUGGUGAUGUGGUAUGCCAGGUGUUCACCGAGUACGCCCGGGCAUGCGCCCAUGCUGACCACCCACUGCAUGAGUGGAGGCAGCACAUUCCUCAGUGUGUGAAGCAGUGUUCUCUAGGACUGCAGCACAGGGAAUGUAUCAGCUGCUGUCCGGAGUCCUGCAACCUGGAGCGAACGUGUAUUGACAGUAAGCUCGCCUGCCUGGAUGGAUGCUAUUGUCCCGAUGGUCUAAUAUAUGAGGAUGGAGGCUGUGUAAUGCCUUCUGACUGUCCCUGUGAGUACCACGGUAUGUUUUAUCCAUCUGGUCAGACGCUGCAGGAGGAAUGCAACACCUGUACAUGCGUGGGUGGAGUGUGGAACUGCACUGACUACAGCUGCCCAGGCGAGUGCUCGGUGACAGGCGACAUGUAUUUUCAGUCCUUUGAUGGACGGAUCUAUACUUUUCCUGCAACAUGCCAGUAUGUCCUCGCCAAGAGUCGCAAUUCAGCGAAGUUUACAGUAACCAUCCAGAACACCGCCUGUGGAGCUAAUCUGGAUGGGGCCUGCAUACAGUCAGUUAACCUGGUAAUUGAUGAAGAUCCAAGAACAGAAAUUACUCUGAGUCACAUUGGAGAGGUCUUCAUUGCUGGACAGUACCGCAUCUCCCUGCCCUAUUCUGAUGACCUCUUCCACAUCCAGGAGCUAUCAUCAAUGUUUGUCCAGGUGAGGACGGCGUUUGGCCUGCGUCUGGAGUACAGCUGGAAGGAGUUUCGCCUUUACCUGCAGGCGGAUGAGCUGUGGAAGGAUGACACCGUGGGGCUGUGCGGCACCUUCAAUGGCAACAUUCAAGACGACUUCCUAUCUCCAUCAGGUAUGAUAGAAAGCACUCCUCAGCUCUUUGGAAAUGCCUGGAAGGUUUCGUCUGCUUGUUUGUCCAGCCUGAGUACGCCUCAGCUUGAUCCCUGUGAUACACACCAGCAGGCUGUGACCUAUGCUUCAGAAAUGUGUGAUGUGCUGAAUCAGGAUCUGUUUGCUGCCUGUCAUGAGUACCUCAGUCCAACACCCUUCCAUCAGCAGUGUCGCUCCGAUACCUGUAAGUGUGGGACGCCUUGCCUCUGCUCGUCGCUGGCCCACUAUGCUCGCCACUGCCGUCGAUUCUCCGUCAUCAUUGACUUUCGAUCACAGAUAUCUGACUGUGCUGUCACCUGUCCUGCCAACAUGCAGUACGGCACCUGUGUGUCCUCCUGCCAGCGCCGUUGCUCCUCCCUCUCUGUCCCGCAGCACUGUGGGGAGGAGUGUGAGGAAGGUUGCGUCUGUCCUCUGGGUUCCUUCUACAAUCACCGAACACACACCUGUGUGCACAGGAGCGAGUGCCCCUGCAGUUUCCUCGGAGCAGAUUAUGAACCAGGAGAUGUGAUCAUGACUUCAGCAGGCGUUCAGCUCUGUCUGAAUGGUAGACUGGUGUCCCAAACACAAACAGGCACUGACAGAUUGUGUCCAGAAGGUCAAAUCUACCAGAACUGUUCAGAAGGGGAGGAUGGCCUCCUGCCGGGAAGGGGUGUGUCCUGUGAGCGCACCUGUGAGUCUUACCUGCUCAACCUCACCUGCUUAUCACACGAGCCCUGUCUGGCUGGAUGUGUCUGCCCGCCUGGGCUGCUGAAACAUGGAGAUGAGUGCUUUGAGCCCGCUGCAUGCCCCUGUCUCUGGAAAGGAAAAGAGUAUUACCCUGGCGACAGAGUCUCUUCGCCCUGCUACCAGUGUGUUUGCCAGCAAGGGACGUUCCAGUGUGUAUUUCAGCCGUGUCCAUCGUUGUGCACGGCUUACGGUGAUCGCCACUACAGGACGUUUGAUGGGCUGUUAUUCGACUACGUUGGAGCAUGUAAAGUUUAUCUUGUAAAGAGCAGUGCUGAUAUAAUGCUCAGUGUCACAGUUGAGAACAUCGACUGUUUUGACAGUGGAAUCAUCUGCAGGAAGUCCCUGCUGAUCAAUGUUGGAAGAUCCUUUGUCGCUUUUGAUGAUGACACUGGGAAGCCAAAUCCAUCCAGUGUGAUUGACAGGAAGCAGAUGAUGUUCAUCUGGCCAGCUGGGUACUUCACAGUGAUUCAUUUCCCAGAAGAAGACGUCACAGUCCUCUGGGACCGAAAGACUACAGUGCAUGUCCAGGUUGGACCUCGCUGGCAGGGGAAGCUGAGCGGACUGUGUGGGAACUUUGACUUGAAGACAGUGAAUGAGAUGCGAACGCCUGACAACAUCGACUCCCCAACACCACAGGAGUUUGGAAACAGCUGGACUGCAACAGAGUGUGUAAACAGUCCAGAUAGCAGACAUCCCUGCACUCUCAGUCCACUCAGAGAACCUUUUGCAAAACGACAAUGUGCUGUUCUGCUCAGUGAGAUCUUCCAAGCCUGCCACCCAGUGGUGGAUGUCACCUGGUUUUACAUGAACUGUCUAGCAGACACAUGUGCCUGCAGCCGAGGAGGCGACUGCGAGUGUUUCUGCACCAGUGUGGCGGCGUACGCCCAGCGUUGCUGCCACCAGGGUGUACCUGUGGACUGGCGUUCUCCUUCUCUAUGCCCGUACGAUUGUGAAUUCUACAACAAAGUUCUGGGUAAAGGUCCCUUCAGGCUCUUUACCUUCAGGGAUCGGACGACACUGUUGGCAGCCAGCAAAUCCAGUGGCUUUGUGUUCCUGCAGCGUGGCAACAUCAGCGACACCCCUGACAUCAUCUCGCUCUUCAUGAUGACACCUGGCCUCAGCAGAGCUCGACCACACGACACAUCACGAGUUUCCUUUGAGGCAGCUGACAGGCCAAACUACUUCCUGUCUGCAAGCCCCAAUGGCCAGUUGACGUUGGCCAAGUGGCAGGAGAGCGAGGCAUUCUGGGAAAGAGCCACCUUCAUCCUCCGCAGGAACACCUGGAUCCCAGGCUAUGACUCACUCGAGUCCCAUGCAAAACCCGGCUUCUUCUUAUAUGCUGCUGUACCUCGCCUCUACCUAAUCAAAUACAGACACUUGGACAGCUUCCGCAAGGCCACACUGUUCAAACUGUCAGGCCCAAACCCAGACACCCCACCAGCUCCUCGGUGUCAGUGGAGGUACGACGCCUGUGUCAGCCCCUGUUUCAAGACAUGCAGCGACCCGUUCGCUGAAGCCUGCAUCACCAUCCCACAAGUGGAGGGUUGCCUUCCUGUCUGCCCCCCACACAUGGUCCUGGAUGAGGUCACUCGUCGGUGUGUGUACAUAGAAGACUGUAUCAAGGUUCCAGUCGCUGUGCAGCCCGUUACACCAUCUGCUGCACAGCCAGCCUCUGCAGCUGCCACUUCUACAACCACUGCAAGUACUACUGCCUCCACCAGUACCUUUAAUACCACCACCUCCACUACUGCUGCCUCUGCUGUUCCUCCACACACUGCUCCCACAACCAAAAUCACCUCCACUGUUCCAGAGGCGAGUCUGCACACCAGCUCCUCAGAAACACCACCUGCCAUUAUCUCUCCUUCUGCAAGUCCUGAACCUUCCAGUACAAUAGAACCCCCAAUGCCUCCGGCAGUGCCCACUCCUGUGAGACCAGAGGUGGUGGAACCAUUGUCAACUGUCAAAGUGACAGUGGCUCCGCCCACUACUAUUAUGGGUACAACAAAAUGGAUGAGUGGACCGUUGAGCUCUGCUGUCAGUCCCUUUGGUCCCAGCACCUCUAGGACAAGUAGCACCUCUUUUACCAUGACACCCCUGUUGUGGCUCACUUCUUCCACCAAGUCCACGGAUUCCCUGCAGCCACUAUUCACCAUCACUCCUGUGACUACUGAGCCAGCAACCACCACUGCAGCUCCGACCACAACCUCUCUAGAGGGGACAACCACAAGCAGCACUCCUAUAGUUGUGCAGACCACAGAGGCCACAACACAUUCCACAGGGAUCGCUCCGAUCGUCACAGCUUCCAGCCCCAGUCCUGCUCUGGUCCCGGAAACUUCUGUAAUUACAGAAAAAUCUAUAGUUACCAGUACAACUAUCUCUGCACACACUGACACCAGAACAAAAUCUUCAACAGUGGAAGGAACUACAGUUACAACAUCCAUCACAUCUGGCUCACCAAGCACAGCCUUCACAACAGCUGCAGCUCUUCCAGCCUAUCCUUCUGUGGAAACAGUAACUACAGCUUUGCCAGAAAUCAUUUCAACGAAGAUGACGGAAUUAGUCACACCAGCUGCACCUUUUACUACUACUAGAACAACACCACACAUCAUAACACCAUCUGUAACCACAGAGAGGAUGUUGCACACCACCUCUACAGACCUGACAACGCCCACAACAACGGCUCCCAAAUUAACGACAACAACCCUCGCUCAUUUUGCACCAAGCACACACGUACCAUCUCCCUCUACCUCAGCUACUACAGAUUGGAGAACAAUCACAAAGAAAGUGUCUAUAACAGACUCCCCUGCAUCUGGCACAGCACAGGCUGAAACCACGACUGCUCCUUUGUCCAAAUCUACAGUCUAUACUGAGAAAACUUCCUGGUCUGCAGCUGCCCUGGUUACAGACAGAACGACCAUCACAAGUGCCACUGCAACCUCAAGACCUCCAGAAAUACCAAAAAUAUCCACUGUGUCCACAGUUCCUAUAAUCACGACAAACCUGAUAGAAACUACUCCUGUGUCAAAAUCCCCCAUUACUGAUAGCUCCACUGGUCCACCUACUACUAUUAGUACUUCAGAACCUUGGCGCCCCUCUCAUUGGCAGAGCUCCUCCACCCCAGUCUACAGAGCCACAGUGGAGACGACACCAGAGGUCAAAUCUGAAACUGUUGUCCAUGUGGUCGCGUCCACUGCAACUACCACAGUUCCUCACGUUCCACUAACAACUGAGCCAACUGUAACAUCUGCAACAUCAGCAUCGACACCUACCACUGCCCAAACCAGGACACUUCCUGAAAUAUCAACUGCACAAUUCAUAGCCACCACAACCAAAAAACUGGCUACACCCCUGCCUAUGCAUUCUUCCCCUGAGACAAAGCUUAUCACAGCAACUGCAAGUGCACCACCUACUGUUGCUACCACAACACAAAGACCUGUCAUUGUUCAACUGAUUACAGAGACAAUGCAUCCACUAACAGGCAGAGUCCAGGUGUCAACAACAUCUGCAACCACAUCCCGUCCAUCUUCAUCACCACUUGGCACUACUACUUCCACAGCACCUCCUAGGACAACAACUAUCCUGGACAAAGUCACCACCCGGCUGGUGUCCACUUCAAGAGCUACAUCCGCUCCGACAACUACCGUUAUCACACAGACGACCACCCUCAGGACAACACCCAGACUUCCUGUGACAACAAGAAUUACUCCCAGAACCACGUCGACUGAGCGUGCAACCAUCAGGCCAUUCACCGCUAGGGUAACAGUAGCAACAAGGCCAGCAGCAGUAACCACCAGAUCAACCACUGUCAGCCCACCAACUGUCACACCAAGCUCUGACACAACAACCACAUCAGAAGUGACAACUACAACCAUCACAACAUCAGCAGAGCCAGUUACCACAGCAAAAACAACCAAACCUCCUGACACAACCACAGCAGAACCCCACUCGACCACCAUAACUGCUCCACUGCCUCUUCCUACUUUAACUACACUCACAACAUCUACAGCUAUACCAACUUCAGUCCACAGAGAGUCAACCACAUCUGAGGAAACUUCAACAACUACAGAGACUGAUGUGUCACCAUCUGCAUCCCAACCGGUGACACCAGUGCCUGAUGUGGUGAGCUCCACCCAAAAACUCAGUAUUCCCACAUCUGCUACAACCUCCCGUCCAUCAGCCAUUAAAGUCCAAACAACUGUGCUGUAUAAAGUGGAUCGGACAAGUCCAAGUGAAGCAACAUCUCCAGCGCUGGCUUCUCCUCACACACCAGCGGAAACAACAUCUGUGACUUUAUUACCUACAAGGAUGUGCACGCCUCCAUAUGCAGAGAUCGUUGAUGAUUGCACCAAGUACAUCUGUGUCAACAACCAGCUCGUCCUGUUCAACAAAUCCCAGAGCUGCCCUUACACUGCCGACCCUCCGAACUGUGGCCUGCUUGGCUUUGCUGUCCUCGUAAAUGGAGACAAGUGCUGCCCUAAGUGGGACUGUCCAUGUCGAUGCACAAUGUUCCCUGAUCUGAACGUGAUCACAUUUGAUGGGAACAGCGUUGCCAUCUACAAGGCUGCCUCUUUUAUAGUGACCCAGCUGCCCAAUGAAACUGUCAGUGUUCUGGUUCAGGAGUGUCCCGCUGACUCACAGUCACCACUCUUCUGGAAUUUUACCAACUUGUGUCUGGUGGCACUCAACAUCACCCAUAAAUCCAACCACAUCAUUAUCAACAGGCUGCAGAGGAGGCUGUAUGUCAAUUCACGGUAUGCUAAACCUCGAUUCAAAAAGUACGGCUUUGAGAUUUACGACACAGGCAACAUGUACCUGAUCCGCAGCCCGGCCGGUCUUAAGUUACAGUGGUACCACAGUACAGGGAUGAUGGUCAUCGACACUGACAGCUCCAGCAACAAGCUGCCCACCAUGGGCAUCUGUGGCUUCUGUGAUGGAGACCCAUCAAACGACCUGAUUUUGGCAAAUGGGACCACAGUGGGUGAAAGUGAGGAUCCAGCUGUGUUCAUCGACAGCUGGCAGGUUCCCAAUACCACAAGUUACAUCAGCCACAGCCGCCGCCGUGAGCUCAACUGCUCUACCAGUGACUGCUCCAGCUGCUUCUUCAUGCUGCAGAACCAGGCCUUUACCCCCUGCCAUGCCUUUGUCCCACCCACCACGUUUUGUGAGGUUUGGGUACGAGACUCGGAGUAUGUGAACAACCAGUGUGUGGCUCUGGCUGCUUAUGUGGCUUCCUGUCACAAAUUCAAUAUCUGCAUUGAGUGGAGGAGUCCAAAUUACUGCCCCUUUGUGUGUCCCAAUACUCUGAGGUAUCAGGCCUGUCUACCAGCCUGCACGUCUCAGUCCUGCCCCAACCACGACUUUGAUUCUGAUCCAGAUCAGUGUUCUGGCCUGACUGAGGGCUGCGUGUGCCCUGAGGGAACGCUCCUUCACCGGCCAUACUCGGCACUCUGCAUCCCACCUGACAAAUGCGCCUGCACCGACAGCGGUGGUGUUCCUCGUGCACAUGGUGAGGUUUGGAAAGCCUCGAAGGAUGCCUGCUGCAUGUACCGCUGCGACAAUGACACCAUCGUUCCCGUGGAAUACAACUGCUCCAGCAUGGUGGCGCCUGCAUGCCGUCGAGCAGGGGAGGUGAUCAUCAGCCUGGCUGAUGACACCAGCUGUUGCCCACAAAAAGUCUGUGUAUGUAACCAGAGCCUGUGUGACCAGCUCCCUCCUGAGUGCAAAUAUGGGGAGAAGCUGGUGUCAUACUACAGACAGGACUCCUGCUGUCCAGACUAUGUUUGUGAAUGUAAUCCAGUGCUCUGUGAGUCAGACAUUCCCACCUGCAGAGACGACCAGAUUCUGAUUGCCACCAGAGCUGAAGGCAGCUGCUGUCUCGCCCACAUCUGCAUGUGUGCUCCCUGUGUGGAGACGCCUCCCCUCUGCCAGGAUGGUGAGAUUCUGACUGUCGACAGCAACACCACGGAUCGCUGCUGCCCCGCCUACCAGUGUGUGUGUGAGCCCUACAGGUGUCUUCAGCUCACUUGUCCUGUUGGGAUGUCAGUGGUUUCUGUGUCCAAUCCUGGUCACUGCUGUCCCAACCAAACAUGCGAGUGUUCCUGUGAAAAGAUUGCCUCCCCAAAAUGUGGCCUGGGGGAGGCUGCCCAGCUGGACCGGGCCUUUCUAGCCGAUCCACAGAACCAGUGUGCCUGCAAAAGAUACAAGUGUGUGCGUGAGGCUGUGUGUGUGUUUGGAGAGCGAGGAGUGUUGAGGCCCGGUCAGACUCUGGUUGAGCGUGGAGACGACGGUUUGUGUUACAGCCGGCAGUGCAGCCGCAGCCUUGACCCAGCAAGCGGCUUCCAUGUGCUCCGCACUUUCAGCGUCAACUGCUCUAACCAAUGCCAACCAAAUCAGAUCUACGUGCCUCCCAAAGACCAGUCGACGUGCUGCGGAGUCUGUAAGAAUAUUUCCUGCAUCUAUGAGCAUGAGAAUGGAACAACAGGUCUCUAUAAGCCGGGAAGAUCCUGGGUAUCAAACUGCAUGAAGUUUGACUGCACAGACACUGUGGCUGGGCCCACACUCAUCUCCUACUCCUUCAGCUGCCCUCCCUUCAAUGAAACAGAGUGUAUGAAGAUUGGUGGAACUGUUGUAAGUUACAUGGAUGGAUGCUGCAAGACGUGCAAAGAAGACGGAAAGUCAUGUCAGAAGGUGACAGUGAGGAUGACCAUCAGGAAGAAUGACUGCCGCAGCAACAGACCGGUGAACAUCGUGUCGUGCGAUGGAAAGUGUCCUUCCGCCAGCAUCUACAACUAUAACAUCAAUACGUAUGCUCGCUUCUGCAAGUGCUGCAGAGAGACUGGGCUGCAGCGGCGCUCUGUGCAGCUUUACUGCAGCAGCAACUCAACCUGGGUCAGCUACACUAUCCAGGAGCCCACUGACUGCUCAUGCCAGUGGUCCUAAACAUAGUGCAUCCCCACACUCACAUGCAAAUACAAACACACAUACACUGUGUGUUCAGAGCUACAUGAUUUAAACUCACAAGAUACAGAAGAAUAAAUGUCAGCUGUGUUAUUUUAGGAUGUUGGGCAAGAUGGAUACUGAGCUAUGAUUAGCAGGUUCAGCAUGAUUUAUGGAGAUUGUAUA
Pelmatolapia mariae (spotted tilapia) is the source of this 9747-nucleotide messenger RNA. RefSeq names its product otogelin (gene otog). NCBI's taxonomy places the organism in Eukaryota, Metazoa, Chordata, Actinopteri, Cichliformes, Cichlidae. Gene Ontology annotation, cellular component: extracellular matrix; membrane. The coding region runs from base 1 to 9564 and encodes 3187 amino acids. Gene Ontology annotation, molecular function: protein binding; alpha-L-arabinofuranosidase activity. The transcript has 54 exons. The record is from RefSeq and is a predicted model, not a curated record. Gene Ontology annotation, biological process: L-arabinose metabolic process; protein processing; positive regulation of catalytic activity.